AUUUGGGAAAAUAAAAGGAUGGUGAGGUUAUAAAGUAAGUUCGUUUGUCGUGCAAAGUUAGGGACCAAAUUGACCCUAAAUCCACAAAGUAAAGUACUUAUGGCACUGACGAGCUGACCCCAAAUAUCAGAAUUAGGAAGGAACAGAAAAAGAAGUGCAAUAAAACCGGAAUCGAACAGUAUUAGACUGCCGAUCCGUUCGGUUCGGUGUUGCUCACCCCUUUUCUCACAUAUUCACUCACUGCUUCAACUAAUCGGGUAUUUAUUUCAAUUUGCAUAAUCACUGAAUCUCUAUGGAAUAUGAGAUGUUUGAGGAGAAGGAAUUUUUGGCAUGUUGCGGCAGUACUAAAUUCGCUAAAGAAAUGGCAUUAGCCUCCCCUUUUACUUCCCUCGAAGAAGCCGUCGAUGCCGCCAAAAAUAUCUGGUUCAACAAGGUUGAUGUGUACGGUUGGCUGGAAGCAUUCUCAUGUCAUCCUCAGAUUGGGCAAUCCCCUUCCACCGCCCACGCCUCUCACACCGCUGCUCAUUGUGUGUGCAGGUGGAGUAAGGGAGAGCAGUCCACUGCUUUAGCAACUGCUACAGGUUCCAGCUUACAGUCCACUUGGCCUUUGCAGGAGCUCUCUGACUGGAAUGCCCAGUAUAUGCAAAAGUUUGGAUUUGUAUUUCUUAUAUGUGCUUCUGGACGAAGUACUUCUGAAAUACUUGCUGAAUUAAAGAAACGGUACAAAAAUAAGCCCAUAUUUGAGUUUGAGAUUGCAGCUCAAGAACAAAUGAAAAUAACAGAACUACGUCUUGGAAAGCUUUUCUCGACUAAAUUAAAAGCUGCUUCAACCAGCAACCAGUGUCACACAAAGUUUGCAACAAAAGUAGAAGAUCGCAUGGCUGUUAUUGGAGGACAUUUAACUGCUGAGCUCAAUUCCUUGUCUGGGAAGGCAUCUCAAAUUCCCACCCGAACACGUCCACCCAUUACAACUCAUGUCUUAGAUAUUUCUCGGGGCUGUCCAGCUGCUGGUAUUGAGGUGUGUUUGGAGAUGUGGAAGGGGAUCCAACCUCGUCCCUUGUUUGGUGAGACAGAUAUAGAUGGUUGGGCAUUUCAGGGGUCUUCAACUACUGAUGCGGAUGGGCGAAGUGGUCAAUUGAUGAAUAUUGUUAAUGUUGUGAACCCUGGCAUAUACAGAAUUAGUUUCAAUACGGGCAAGUACUUUCCAUCUGGGUUCUUUCCCUAUGUUUCUAUUGUGUUUGAAAUCAGGGAGUCACAGAAUACAGAACACUUUCAUGUUCCUCUGCUGCUUUCACCAUUCUCAUUUGCUACAUACAGAGGCAGCUAGAAGUUUAGUGGUGAGAUGGCAUUCCAUGUUUUCUAUACAUUUUCUGUACUAUGAAUUUAGCAGUGUAUGCUUGAUGAAAUGAUUGUUCAGCAUAAAUUUGUCCUAAACAGUGUAAGAGUGUAUGCUUGAUGAAAUGAUUAUUCAGCAUAAAUUUGUCCUAAA
This is a messenger RNA of Ricinus communis (castor bean), 1489 nucleotides long. RefSeq names its product uric acid degradation bifunctional protein TTL. Gene Ontology annotation, molecular function: hydroxyisourate hydrolase activity; carboxy-lyase activity. NCBI's taxonomy places the organism in Eukaryota, Viridiplantae, Streptophyta, Magnoliopsida, Malpighiales, Euphorbiaceae. The record is from RefSeq and is a predicted model, not a curated record. Gene Ontology annotation, biological process: purine nucleobase metabolic process. The transcript has 6 exons. Bases 293 to 1327 code for a protein of 344 amino acids.